UACGCUGCUCUUUCGCGGUGGCACAAGCUCAUUGAAAGAAAGAAGAAAGUGUCUUCUGGAAGAUUGUGACCGGCUCGGCGAUGAAGGACGAUGGGACGGAACAACCAGUCACACCAGAACCAAACUCACCGUCUCAUCAUCAGGCAUUAUCUUCAGUCAAGGAACGAUUCAACGUCUUCCACAAAUGCGGGCUCAAUACGCAGACUCUUGUUUUGUUUCUUACCGCGGCAUGCUUGUGCGUCAACUCUGUUGUGUUCCUGCUCCAUUGCUUCGGCUGGGUGAGAAACAAGGAGUUCGACGGCAGACGCCUUGAAGGAGGCUGGAUCUUCGAUGCCCUCUUCGGCUUGGAGUACCUGCUAGACGCCAUCAGCGAUGCCGUACUCAUAGCGGGAAUUGGUCUCGAGGAUCCUGGCAGUCGUCAUGGUGGUCGAAAGGUCUUCCCGUACAUUUUGAAGAGGUUCAUCGCGUGGAACACCGUGUCUAUAGUUUUUGGCUGGUGUGCUUCCUGCUCAUUAGCUUAUGUGAGGGAGGUUCAGUACGACGGGCAGUACUCCUACUUUUCCAGCAACGGGACGAGGCCAGCAAACGCUACUGCAGAGACGCAGCAAAAGAAUGAUGACUCCAGCUCUAUUCCAACCUACGUGGUGGUCGACCUUGUCUUCACCGUGCUAGCGUUCAUGAAGCUCUGCAUCCUAUACGGUGUCUACUACAUGUACCUGCGUAGCCUUCCAGACGCAAACGAAUCUCCCCAGCUCUUCGUCAAGACCUCCCUGUCGUCUUUAGCUCAAAGCCCAAGGUCUCACCGGCCAUCGCGGACGGAAAGUGGCAGGUGGAAGGUGUCACCGUUUCCCUCCUGGGGGGCACCCACAGUGUCCACUUACUGUCCGGCACCCGAGUGGAGUUCCAAGACAGACCGCGUGAACCCUUUCCCCGAAGGCGGGACUCCCGCACAACGCAGUGUCUACGCCAUCGCAAGUCCAAAGCCUGCGUAUUCGUUUGACCAGUUAGGGAAGUCCAAGGAUGAACCACUGCCGGUUUUGCCGGCUGCUUCGGGCCCUACUUUGGGUCAUGCUUUGCCGGCAGAAGUUCGCCCAUCGCAGCUUGAUGUACGUGAAGCACCACACCAGUACGUUCCCACGCAGGCUGUAGCGAUGGAGCAGCCAGAAGUUGAGAGCUCAGAGUCUCAACAACUACCACCCUUUUUUGUCACGCCCAACAACAAAUAGGACGCCAUUAAUGUUCCGUGUUUGAUGUGCAAUUGUAAUCUAUAGUAAUUGUAUGCCAGCAAUAAAAAUUGAGAAUUUUGGUUAUUCCUGCAAUAA
Messenger RNA from Ornithodoros turicata, 1322 nucleotides. RefSeq lists its product as uncharacterized. The record is from RefSeq and is a predicted model, not a curated record. Bases 81 to 1226 code for a protein of 381 amino acids. Lineage: Eukaryota; Metazoa; Arthropoda; Arachnida; Ixodida; Argasidae. The transcript is spliced from 8 exons.